Molecule: messenger RNA, 1200 nt
Organism: Aethina tumida (small hive beetle)
Lineage: Eukaryota; Metazoa; Arthropoda; Insecta; Coleoptera; Nitidulidae
Product: transmembrane protein 115
Exons: 3
Coding region: 20-1108 (362 amino acids)
Biological process (GO): retrograde vesicle-mediated transport, Golgi to endoplasmic reticulum
Cellular component (GO): Golgi apparatus; membrane
Source: RefSeq, a predicted model, not a curated record
UAACCUAAAUGAUUUGACAAUGGCAAUGUUUAGAGCCCUAAACAGAAAUAUUCCGUACUUGCAACAGCAAUUCGGAGCAUUAUUGGGAAACACGAGCACAUCUGUGAAAUUUAUCUGUGGUGUUGUGCUAGUUAGUUACGGUUUUUCCUAUUCGGAAGAAUGCAUAAAAGUAAUAUCCGUUACUCCAGGCUAUUUAAUGCCUCCAUCGUUCUGGCUGUGGACAGCCUUUACAUUUUGCUUUUUGGAGAUCCAUUUUUGGGAAGUGCUAGUGGAUAUCAUAACAGUGGGACUGUGUGGUAAACUAAUAGAGCCAUUGUGGGGUCAAAUGGAGAUGUUAACGUUCUUUGCAAUCGUUAAUUUUGGUGUAGCAGUUCUGACCACAGCCUUCUAUUUUAUUUUGUAUUGUGCGACAUUCAACACUGAAUUCCUGUUUACAGUAAACAUUCAUGGACUGGCAGGAUACAUUGCUGGUGUGUCAGUUGCGGUCAAACAAAUUAUGCCUGAUCUGGUGAUAGUGAAAACACCUUUGGGCAAAUUAAGCAAUAGAAAUGUACCACUCAGUGUGUUUUUUCUGUCUGUUCUUUUUAAGCUUGUAGGUUUGGUAGAUGGUACCUAUCCGACAAUGUUUUUUAGUGGGUUAAUUGUUAGUUGGGUGUAUUUAAGGUUUUAUCAGAAACACAACAAUGGUUCAAGGGGUGAUAUGGCAGAUUAUUUUACGUUUGCCAGUUUCUUCCCAAAUGUUAUUCAACCACCAAUUGCUUUAAUAAGCAACAGUAUUUAUAAUGGAUUGGUGAGGAUUGGACUGUGUAAGAAAGUAGUUAAAAAGAUUGACAUGGCAAACCCCACUGGGGUCACUAUUGUGCCUGGAACAGACCAGCAUGACAUGGAAAGGAGAAGACAAAUUGCCUUGAAAGCUUUAAGCGAACGAUUAUCGAAAUCUCACAGUGAUAAACAGCCCUUGAUACCAAAGCCAAGUAAACAGGUGUUCAUGCCACCAAAUAUGAUGCAUUCACCUGCUACUUCACAUCAUAAUUUACCGCAAGAACACUCGGCGUCUUCAAAAACGUCUACUGUAUCGUCUGAUUCAAACAGCCAGACUAAUUCUUAAAAUUAGUGUUAUGUUUUACAAAUAACUUAUGUAUAGUACUAUAUGAUUGUUACUGAUUAUUUUGUAAUAUAAAUAAAAUGUUUAAUUUAUAA